This is a messenger RNA of Talaromyces rugulosus, 693 nucleotides long. RefSeq lists its product as uncharacterized. The record is from RefSeq and is a predicted model, not a curated record. The transcript is spliced from 2 exons. Lineage: Eukaryota; Fungi; Ascomycota; Eurotiomycetes; Eurotiales; Trichocomaceae. Bases 1 to 693 code for a protein of 230 amino acids.
AUGCAAAGCCGUCAAACACGGCAAACCACGCAAACAAAUGAAAUCCGGAAUGUCAACACCAACGCGACCUCGCUGGUCCUCCGCAGCUUCCUCUCCCACUUUCUUCGCUCACUGCAGCCCUUGCACCAGGGCCUGCUUUGCCGCGCACCUGCGGCCGUCCUCAGGCUCGAUCUCAAUCUCACCCUCGCUACCGCCGUUCCUAUCCUCGAUCCUGCUUCCUGGCGCACCGCGCGCGCGCUUCCUGCCCGCUCACCCGCUGCAGCAGCGGCAUCCCGGCCAUGCCUGCGCCGGCGCGCCUCCCCAAGUCGUCUGCCUCUCCCCCGAAUCACCGGGCUUCGUUUCCUCGCUCCCUAUUUCCCGAUUGGGUUGGAAUGCACUUGCGCGUUCGUCCUGCGUGUCAAGCCACGCUCAGUGCCCUGGUUGGUUGGCUUCGGCCUCGGCCUGUUCCUGCUCUGCGUCGCCAGUUGCUUGCGGAUCGACAGCCUGGAACUGGUCCAGGAUGCCUAUAUCGAUUAUAAACUGCGCGACAGCGACUGCCGCGCCUUUCUCACUCAUGAUUUUGUCGAAUCCGGCGGCGCGCUUGACACCCCGAAUCCUUUCGAACAUGCGGUCCCUAUCCUCAGUGAACUGCGGGCAGUCCAUGACGAUAUGACGCACGGUCUGUCCCCCGAGGUCACAUGGACACAAAGGUGA